AUGAGUCAAUUAAUCAACUUUCAAUUAAAAUCACAGAUUGUUCAUACAGUGGAUAGUACCAAAUCAGAGGAUGUUUGUUAUAUUGUGCAUAUGUCAGAGUCGGACAAGUUCAUCGCUUGUGCAGGUUCCAACAAUGUCAUCAAACUAUACAACCCAACUACACAUACAUUAUUGAGUGUACUCAAUCAACACAAAGACUCUAUUCACCAAACUCUAUUCCUCAACCCAACCACCCUCGUCACAUGUUCAUCCGAUAGAACUGUCAAGAUCUUUGAUUGUGAGAAAUCAACUCUUGUUAAAUCAUUGAAUCAAAAAGGAGAAGCAUUUACAAUUGAUAUUGCAGGAGAUUUAUUGGCAGUUGGAGUUGGUAGUAGUGUAUGCAUUUGGAAUUUAAAGACAAUGAAGAUGGUAAAGGAGUUUUGUGAUAGUCAUACUGAAGAUGUGACUAGAGUACUCUUUCAUCCAAACGAUGCAACUAAAUUGUUUUCUUGUAGUGUCGAUGGAUUGAUUUGUGUCUAUGACCUCACUGUCGAAGAUGUUGAUGAGGCUGUCUUGUCGGUGAUGAAUGGUGAGCAUUCACUCAACACAAUAGGGUUUUACGGACCAUCCAACGAGUACCUCUAUUCGCUCUCACACACUGAACGUCUCUAUACAUGGGAUCUAGCUUCAUUCUCACGUAUCACAGACUUUGGUGGUGAUCUUCGUACACAUCUCCAAGAAAAGUAUCCAGACCUCCAAGUCAACUAUUUUGUCACCUGUCAAUACGAUGCAGCCAACAAUGCACUCUUGUUGUUUGGCGGUAACUACAGUGGCUUGGGAUUAGUGUACCAAGUCAACUCGGAUGCCCAACAACCAAGCGUCGUCCCCAUUGCCACCCUCUCCAACGGACACUCUGACAUUAUCCGUAGCAUCUAUUGGAAUCGUACCACCAAUGUCAUCCUCUCUGCCGGUGAAGAUGGUAGUCUUUGUUUCUGGUCAAAUCAAAUCAAUUUUAAUAAUAACAAUCAAUCAUCAUCUGAUUCUUCAAGUGGAAAAAUAACUAAAUCAAAUAAUGCUAGAAGUAAGGCAAAUCCAUAUUAA
Messenger RNA from Cavenderia fasciculata, 1080 nucleotides. It is a transcript of the gene wdr89, whose product is annotated as WD40 repeat-containing protein. The transcript has 3 exons. Lineage: Eukaryota; Evosea; Eumycetozoa; Acytosteliales; Cavenderiaceae. Bases 1 to 1080 code for a protein of 359 amino acids. Gene Ontology annotation, molecular function: protein binding. The record is from RefSeq and is a predicted model, not a curated record.